Messenger RNA from Scylla paramamosain (green mud crab), 7460 nucleotides. RefSeq names its product fibroin heavy chain-like. Lineage: Eukaryota; Metazoa; Arthropoda; Malacostraca; Decapoda; Portunidae. The transcript has 5 exons. The record is from RefSeq and is a predicted model, not a curated record. Bases 101 to 7297 code for a protein of 2398 amino acids.
GGCGAUCUUGUCUCGUAGUUGCUUGGUGAGUCUGCAAGAAGGAGCAUCACUGAAAAAGGAAUUCCUGUGUAUUUAGUUUUCGUUCAGUCAUCCGUCCAUCAUGCGCUGGACGCUGAUGGUGGUGGUGGUGUGGGUGGCGGCAGCGGGGGUGGGGCGCUGCGCCAAGCUCAGCCACCUUGGAGGAGCGGGAUGCGACUGUGAGGAGGACGCCGGGCCGGUGGGCAGCUUCUUCGUGGCGCCACUGCCCUCCGGCGGAACCCACACCUCCUUUGCAGGCUUCGGUACGCCGUCCAAGGCGGAGGAUGUGAAAGGAGCAUCCUUCAGCACCAGUGGAUCAGGCGGCACAGCAGCGGCUGCCGGCAGCGGUGGUCGCGGUGCCAGUGUCACAACUGGCUACCACGCAGCGGGAACCCACGGUAGUAGUAGUGCCACUUACAGCCAGACCGUUCACGGAGCGACAUCUGGUACCUCGGGAGCUGCAGGGUUUAGAGGCAGCACAGUCUCCGGCGGCCACAUAUCCUCCACUGGAAGCUCCUCGUUUUCCUCAUUUGCCGGGCAGAAAUCGGAAGACGGCAAGCAGCCUUACUCUGGAGCCUCACAUUCCGGCAUCAGUGCACAUUCCAGCAGCGUGGGUGGUCCAGGGACUAUAGGAACCGCCAGCAAAGUCUCUGGGGGCGGGAUUAAAGCCUCACAUGCCUCAACAUACAAUGCUCAAUCUGGUUCGUUCGGAGCAGGAACGGCAGGUGGAGCUCCUGGGAGCAAGGUGUCAGGGACAGGUUCCCAAUCAUCAUUUUCCUUUCACGGCUCUUCAAGUAUCCGCGGCCCUGGAGUCUCACCAUCAAGAAGUGGAAGUGGCGUUUCUCUUACAAGCAUUGGAUCAGGUGGUAGACCAUCUGUAGGAGGUUCUGGUGGAAGAUUUACUAGUACGCCCAGUUUUCACGGGACCAGCUCUGCAUCAGGAGUUGGUACUAAGCCAGGUCAUGGAUCAUUCAGUUCUGCCACUAAAGAUGCUGACUCUGAAACACCGGGUACUGGCUCUUCAAUACGAAAAUAUUCCACUCAGCAAUAUUCUUUCAGUAGCGGUGGUUCCAGUGGUUCACCUGCAGGUACUGGGAGCACCUCCUUUACUUCCUCCUCACAAGCCGGUCGACGUCCAGGAAGCAGCAGUAGACUUGGUUCAGCCACGUUCACCUCCGUCAGGGGCGGGGCAGGUUCUGGAGCUGGAACUGGAGCACACGGACCUGGCUCAAGCAGUCGCCCUUCUACUAGUUCAAGCGGUUCCUACACUUCAUCUACUUCAACUGGUAGACGUCCAGGAACCAGCGGUACACAAGGUUCGGCCACGUUCACCUCCACAAGGCAUGGACCAGGCUCUGGAGCUGGAACUGGAGCACACGGACCUGGCUCAAGCAGUCGUCCUUCCACUGGUUCAAGUGGUUCCUACACUUCAUCUACUUCAACUGGUAGACGUCCAGGAACCAGCAGUACACAAGGUUCGGCCACGUUCACCUCCACAAGGCAUGGACCAGGCUCUGGAGCUGGAACUGGAGCACACGGACCUGGCUCAAGCAGUCGCCCUUCUACUGGUUCAAGUGGUUCCUACACUUCAUCUACUUCAACUGGUAGACGUCCAGGAACCAGCGGUACACAAGGUUCGGCCACGUUCACCUCCACAAGGCAUGGACCAGGCUCUGGAGCUGGAACUGGAGCACACGGGCCUGGCUCAAGCAGUCGCCCUUCUACUGGUUCAAGUGGUUCCUACACUUCAUCUACUUCAACUGGUAGACGUCCAGGAACCAGCGGUACACAAGGUUCGGCCACGUUCACCUCCACAAGGCAUGGACCAGGCUCUGGAGCUGGAACUGGAGCACACGGACCUGGCUCAAGCAGUCGCCCUUCUACUGGUUCAAGUGGUUCCUACACUUCAUCUGCUUUAACUGGUGGACGUCCAGGUUCAGCUACGUUCACCUCCACAAAGCAUGGAGCAGGUUCUGGAGCAGGUUCUGGAUCUGGAACUGGAGCACACGGACCGGGAUCAAGCAGUCACAGCUCAACUAAGUUCGGAGGAACUUCUGCAAGUGGAUUAUCUGCACACAGGCCGGGAUCAAGCAGUCUCACCUCCACGAAACACACUUCAUUUGGAGCCUCAGUUCGUCCCUCUACUGGUGCUGGUACUGUUGGCACAUUUGGCUCCACCAGACACUCUUCUACUUCUGGUUCUGGAACGGGAACUGGAGUAUAUACUCCAGAUGGUAGUGGUGCUUUUGGUCCCUCAAGACUCACUUCUGCUAAAUUAACUCCGACCGUGACCGGUACUGGUUCUGGUAUAGGAACUGGAUCCUUCCGUCCAGGUUCUACAGCUUCUACUAAACAAACUUCUACAAAAUUUGCUACAUCCGUGACGGGUGCUGGUUCUGGAACAGGAACUGGAACAUUAUCUUUAUCUGGAACUGGCACCGCUUUUGGAACAGGAACAGGAUCACUUACCUCAGGUUCUAGAGGACACACUUCUACUAAAUUCACUUCAUCUGUGGCCGGCGCUGGUUCUGGAACAGGAACUGCAACAUUUGGUCCUGGUUCUAUUGGAUCUACAAAACAUACUUCUACUCCAUUCACUUCAUCUGGUACUGGAGCUGGAUCUGGAGCAUUUGGUCCAGGUUCUACUGGUUCCACUAGACACACAUCUAGCACAUUCACAUCAUCCGGAACUGGUACUGGUCCUGGAACCGGGACAGGAGCAUUUGGCCCAGGUUCUACUGGUUCCAUUAGACACACUUCUACUACAUUCACAUCAUCCGGAACCGCUGCUGGUUCUGGAACGGUAACAGGAACAGGUCCUGGUUCUACUGGUUCCACAAGGCACACUUCUACUAGACUCACUUCAUCUGGAACUGGCGCUGGCUCUGGAACAGAAACUGGAGCAUAUACUCCUGGCGCCUAUGGUUCUGGUUCUACCGGUUCCACCAAACAAACGUCAACUAAAUUCACUUCAUCCGUGAGUGGAACCGGUUCUGGAGCGGGAACUGGAGCAUUUGGUCCUGGUUCUACUGGUUCCACUAGACACACCUCUACUACAUCCACAUCAUCUGGAACUGGAGCAGGGACAGGAACAUUUGGUCCUGGUUCUACUGGUUCUACAAAGCAUACUUCUACAUUCACUUCAUCCGUGACUGGGGCUGGUUCUGGGUCGGGAACAGGAUUUACCGCUCCUGGUUCAACUGGUUCCACCAAGCACACAUCUAUUAGAUUCCCAUCAUCCGGAACUGGCACCGGUGUUGGAACAGGUACCGGAUCAUAUACUUCUGGUGCCUAUGGUCCUGGUUCCACAAAGCAUACUUCUACUAAAUUCACUUCAUCCGUAAGCGGUUCUGGUACUGGAACAGGAACUGGAGCAUUUGGUCCUGGUUCUACUGGUUCCACAAAGCAUACUUCUACUACAGUCACUUCAUCUGGUAUUGGCGCUGGCUCUGGAACAGUAACAGGAGCAUUCGGUCCUGGUUCCACUGGUUCCACUAAACACACUUCUACUAAGUUCACAUCAUCCGUGACCGGUGCUGAUACUGGAACAGGAACUGGAGCAUUUGGUCCAGGUUCGACUGGUUCUACAAGGCAUACUUCUACUACAUUCACUUCAUCUGGAUCUGGUGUCAGGCCUGGAGCAGGAACAGGAGCAUUUGGUCCUGGUUCUACUGGUGCUAUCUCUGGAGCAUUUGGUCCUGGUUCUACUGGUUCCACCAAACACACGUCAACUAAAUUCACUUCAUCUGUGAGUGGAACCGGUUCUGGAGCGGGAACUGGAGCAUUUGCUCCUGGUUCUACUGGUUCCACUAGACACACCUCUACUACAUUCACAUCAUCUGGAACUGGUUCUGUCUCUGGAGCACUGGGUCCUGGUUCUAUUGGUUCUACAAAACAUACUUCUACAUUCACGUCACCUGGAACUGGAAUAGGAACUGGAGCAUUUGGUCCUGGUUCUACUGGUUCCACAAAACACACAUCUAUUAGGUUCCCAUCAUCCGGAACUGGCACCGGUGCUGGAACAGGUACUGGAUCAUAUACUUCUGGUGCCUAUGGUCCUGGUUCUACCGGUUCCACAAAGCAUACUUCUACUACAAUCACUUCAUCUGGCACUGGUGCUGGCUCUGGAAUAGGAACAGGAGCAUUUGGUCCUGGUUCCACUGGUUCCACGAAACACACUUCUACUAAAUUCACUUCAUCCGUGACCGGUGCUGGUACUGGAACAGGAACUGCAGCAUUUGGUCCUGGUUCUACUGGUUCUACAAAGCAUAGUACUGCAUUCACUUCAACUGGAACUGGUGCUGGUACUGGAGCAGGAACUGGAGCAUUUGGUCCUGGUUCUACUGGUUCUACAAAGCAUAGUACUGCAUUCACUUCAACUGGAACUGGCGCUGGUACUGGAGCAGGAACUGGAGCAUUUGGCUCUGGUUCUACUGGUCCUACGAAGCAUACUUCUUCUACAUUCACAUCAUCUGGAACCGGAGUAGGGACUGGAGCAUUCGGUCCUGGUUCCACUGGUUCCACUAAACACACUUUUACUAAAUUCACAUCAUCCGUGACCGGUGCUGGUACUGGAACAGGAACUGGAGCAUUUGGUCCAGGUUCGACUGGUUCUACAAGGCAUACUUCUACUACAUUUGCUUCAUCUGGAUCUGGCGUCGGGACUGGAGCAGGAACAGGAGCAUUCGGUCCUGGUUCUACUGGUGCUAUCUCUGGCGCAUUUGGUCCUGGUUCUACUGGUUCCACCAAGCACACAUCUAUUAAGUUCCCAUCAUCCGGAACUGGCACCGGUGCUGGAACAGGUACUGGAUCAUAUACUUCUGGUGCCUAUGGUCCUGGUUCUACUGGUUCCACGAAACACACUUCUACUAAAUUCACUUCAUCCGUGACCGGUGCUGGUACUGGAACAGGAACUGGAGCAUUUGGUCCUGGUUCUACUGGUUCUAUAAAGCAUAGUACUGCAUUCACUUCAACUGGAACUGGCGCUGGUACUGGAGCAGGAACUGGAGCAUUUGGUCCUGGUUCUACUGGUUCUACGAAGCAUACUUCUACGACAUUCACAUUAUCUGGAACCGGAGCAGGGACUGGAGCAUUCGGUCCUGGUUCCACUGGUUCCACUAAACACACUUCUACUAAAUUCACUUCAUCCGUGACCGGUGCUGGUACUGGAACAGGAACUGGAGCAUUUGGUCCUGGUUCUACUGGUUCCACAAAGCAUACUUCUACUACAAUCACUUCAUCUGGCACUGGCGCUGGCUCUGGAAUAGGAACAGGAGCAUUCGGUCCUGGUUCUACUGGUGCUAUCUCUGGAGCAUUCGGUCCUGGUUCCACUGGUUCCACUAAACACACUUCUACUAAAUUCACAUCGUCCGUGACCGGUGCUGGCACUGGAACAGGAACUGGAGCAUUUGGUCCAGGUUCGACUGGUUCUACAAGGCAUACUUCUACUACAUUUGCUUCAUCUGGAUCUGGCGUCGGGACUGGAGCAGGAACAGGAGCAUUUGGUCCUGGUUCUACUGGUGCUAUCUCUGGAGCAUUCGGUCCUGGUUCUACUAGUGCAAUCUCUGGAGCAUUUGGUCCUGGUUCUACUGGUUCCACCAAGCACACAUCUAUCACGUUCCCAUCAUCCGGAACUGGCACCGGUGUUGGAACAGGUACUGGAUCAUAUACUUCUGGUGCCUAUGGUCCUGGUUCUACUGGUUCCACAAAGCAUACUUCUGCUACAUUCACCUCAUCUGGUACUGGGGCUGGCUUUGUAGCAGGAACAGGAGCAUUCGGUCCUGGUUCCACUGAUUCCACUAAACACACUUCUACAAAAUUCACUUCAUCCGUGACCGGUGCUGGUACUGGAACAGGAACUGGAGCAUUUGGUCCUGGUUCUACUGGUUCUACAAAGCAUAGUACUGCAUUCACUUCAACUGGAACUGGCGCUGGUACUGGAGCAGGAACUGGAGCAUUUGGCUCUGGUUCUACUGGUCCUACGAAGCAUACUUCUUCUACAUUCACAUCAUCUGGAACCGGAGUAGGGACUGGAGCAUUCGGUCCUGGUUCCACUGGUUCCACUAAACACACUUCUACUAAAUUCACAUCAUCCGUGACCGGUGCUGGUACUGGAACAGGAACUGGAGCAUUUGGUCCAGGUUCGACUGGUUCUACAAGGCAUACUUCUACUACAUUUGCUUCAUCUGGAUCUGGCGUCGGGACUGGAGCAGGAACAGGAGCAUUCGGUCCUGGUUCUACUGGUGCUAUCUCUGGAGCAUUCGGUCCUGGUUCUACUGGUGCUGGCUCUGGAGCAUUUGGUCCUGGUUCUACUGGUUCGACAAGACACACUUCUACUAGACUCACUUCAUCUGGAACUGGUACUGGCUCUGGAACAGGAACUGGAGCAUAUACUCCUGGCGUUUAUGGUCCUGGUUCUACUGGUUCCACCAAACACACGUCUACUAAAUUCACUUCAUCUGUGACUGGUACUGUUUCCGGAACAGGAACUGGAGCAUUUAGCCCAAGUUCUGCUGGUUCUACUAGACACACCUCUACUACAUUCACAUCACCCGGAACCGCUGCUGGUUCUGGAACGGUAACAGGAACAUUUGGCCCUGGUUCUAUUGGUUCCACUAGACACACUUCCACCAGAAUCACUUCAUCAGGAACUGGCCCUGGCUCUGGAACAGGAACUGGAGCAUAUACUCCUGGCGCCUAUGGUCCUGGUUCUACUGGUUCCACCAAACACUCUUCUACUAAAUUCACUUCAUCUGUGACUGGAACUGGUUCUGGAACAGGAGCUGGAUCACUCUCUACAAGUACCGGUGGUCAUGGUUCUUUAACUCGACACUCUUCUACUCAGCAUGGUUUCACUAGUACAAGACACAGUUCCAGUUCUUUCAGUUCAUCCGGUGGCACAGCCCACGGUUCUAGUGGUACCUUCGGUACCAUUGGAUCUGCUCUUUCACCUGUUUCUGGAUUUGGAGCUAGUGGUUCCAGUCAUGGCUCCAAGAUCAGUGGUUCUGUCCAUAGUUCUAAAAGGCCCGGUAGCAGUGGUGUAGGUGAUGGAUCUUCAGGCUUCACUUCUCAUUCCUUCGUGCCUUCCAACUACGGACCAGGCCACGACGGAUUCUGCCCGGAAAUCACCGAUAAAUGCACCGGCCCCAAACCCAAGUUAUGUAACAACGACAGCGCCUGUGAGCCCGACGAAAAGUGCUGCUUUGACACUUGCUAUUUCUACGGUAAAUCCGAACAUUUUGUGUGCAAGCGUUCCCUCAGACAGCCCCCUGGAUGGUAGCCUCGAGGGUGGCACUCCUCUGAGACUGGCUGUCCGCCUGGCACUGUGUUCAGCCUCCUCUACUCGCCGCUUGUUCCUUUGUUGUCAACUUUUCCUGCUGUUAGGCAAUAAAUGAAAUGAUAAAUAAGAAAAUGAGUACAUGAAUAAAAAGAUUAAUCCCUCA